AUGAAGAAGGUUGCGUUUGUCAUCACUGCUCUGAAGCCGGUCGUCUCUGAACUUUCAAUAGACAAGGACAAAAAGACUGAACGCGAGAAGCAACAGAAGGAAUUGGACUCCUGGGUUGAAAAAGAUUUACUCUACAAGUCAGCAAAGGAAAUUUGGGAGGCGCUGCAAAAGAAAUAUGAUACAGAAGAGGCGAGGACUAAAAAAUACGUUGUCAGUCGCUACCUGAAGUAUCAAAUGGCGGACGAUAAAUCUGUGGAGGCCCAAUCUCACGAAAUUCAGAAAAUUGCGCUUGAGAUUAUCUCAGAAGGUAUGACCCUUGAUGAACAGUUUCAAGUUGCUAUUUUAAUUGACAAAUUACCUCCAACCUGGAAAGAUUUUAAAAAUGUUCUCAGGCAUAAGACUAAGGAAUUUUCCUUAGAGAGUUUGAUCACUCGCCCUUGUAUCAAGGAGGAAUCAAGGAAACAAGACCAGAAAGAAGAGGUGCUUGUUGUCUCUAACAGUAACCCCAAGAAGUCUACACCUGCUGUUCUGAAGCCUAAUGGCAAAAAUUUUAAGAAUCAGAACCGCAACUCGAAUUCAAAUUCCAACCGCAACAACCUGAAUACUCCUCGAAACAACAAUCAAAGUCGGAACCAUAACAGGAACCAACCUGGAAGGCAGCAACCUCCACCUAAAUAG
This is a messenger RNA of Humulus lupulus (European hop), 678 nucleotides long. RefSeq lists its product as uncharacterized. NCBI's taxonomy places the organism in Eukaryota, Viridiplantae, Streptophyta, Magnoliopsida, Rosales, Cannabaceae. The record is from RefSeq and is a predicted model, not a curated record. The coding region runs from base 1 to 678 and encodes 225 amino acids. The transcript is spliced from 2 exons.